UUUUGCGCAUUAUAUGGAGCCAUGGAGGGCAAUAAUCAGCGAACGGAAAUAAUAGAGAAUAGAUUGCACUCUCAAGAGCAAUCUCACCUGGAUCUGGUUGAAACUGUAAAAGAGCUCCAAAAGCAAGUGCACCAACAAGCGGAAAAGUUAGCGAACGCUGAGGAUAGAAGUAGGCGUAAUUACCUAAGGAUCAUGGGGAUUCCUUAUAAAAUCGAUUCUCUGGAAUUACAAAGUUAUUUCCAGACAAUGGUGAAGUCAGCUCUACCAACUGCUAAAAAUACGGAUUUACUACUGGACCGCAUUCAUAGAUUGCCCAAACCCGGCAAUGCACCUGCGGCUGCACCCAAAGAUGUGAUAGUGAGAUUUCACUACUACCACAUUAAAGAGGAAUUUCUUGGUGCAGUACCCACGUCAGGCCUCACGAGAGACUACAGCGGCAUGAAGGUCUUCCAAGACUUCUCUGCUCAAACAAUGAGGCGACGCAGGGAAUUUCAACUUUUCACUGCGGAGCUAAGACGAAGAGGGAUAAGAUAUAGAUGGGGAUUCACGGUUAAAGUCCUUUUCCUCAUAGAUGGUCGGAAUUUAAUAAUCAAGUCGCCUGAGGAAGGAAUGGAGCUCAUCAAUUCCAUGAAUAGAUGUCAGGUUUCGUCUCAUAGACUCUCGCCAUCUACUCCUAUGCAGGCCAGCAAGAGAAGCAAAUCGGACACUUCCUGAGAUUCCAGCUCAUAGAGCUACAGUCUUCAUUUUCCACGGUCACUAUCGAGUCCUGCUCCAGUCCGGAGAUUUAUCGGGAUUACUUUGAAUCUUGACUUGUUUCUCCUUUUUAUGACAGACUUUUGAUUUUGCACACCAACGGU
Pelobates fuscus (common spadefoot toad) is the source of this 857-nucleotide messenger RNA. RefSeq lists its product as uncharacterized. The record is from RefSeq and is a predicted model, not a curated record. Lineage: Eukaryota; Metazoa; Chordata; Amphibia; Anura; Pelobatidae. Gene Ontology annotation, biological process: retrotransposition. The coding region runs from base 22 to 714 and encodes 230 amino acids. The transcript is spliced from 2 exons. Gene Ontology annotation, cellular component: ribonucleoprotein complex. Gene Ontology annotation, molecular function: single-stranded RNA binding.